AGUUGCUCGCCGGCGAGAAACCAGUACAGCUCGUGUACCCUUAAAACCUCUCUCAAGGUUCGAAAUUCUUCGUAAACACGUACAAAUAAUAAAAUGGCUGAAUUCUACGGCAAGAAGUACAAGCUGAGCACCAGCGAAAAUUUUGAGGAAUUUAUGAAGGCUUUGGGAGUUGGUCUGGUGACCCGGAAGAUGGGAAACAGCAUCAGCCCGACGAUCGAGUUGACUGAAAACAACGGCGAGUUCUCCUUGAAGACGAGCAGCACCUUCAAGAACUCCGAGAUCAAAUUCAAGCUGGGUGAAGAAUUUGACGAGGAGACAAUCGACGGUCGUCAAGUGAAGAGUGUUAUGACCCGAGAAGGAAAUAAAUUCAUUCAAGUUCAGAAGGGAGACAAGGAGACCAUAAUCGAGCGAGAAUUCACGCCCACGGAGAUGAAGGCUGUCAUGAAGCUGGGCGACAUCGUCUGCACAAGAGUGUACAAACUUCAAGAAUAAGAUGAUUCAUUCGGCGGAUAUAAUUUCCAACAAGUGCUGAGAGUCUGCGCAUUUCUUCGUUUUC
Molecule: messenger RNA, 556 nt
Organism: Diprion similis
Lineage: Eukaryota; Metazoa; Arthropoda; Insecta; Hymenoptera; Diprionidae
Gene: fabp
Product: fatty acid-binding protein, muscle
Exons: 3
Coding region: 94-492 (132 amino acids)
Biological process (GO): fatty acid transport
Cellular component (GO): cytosol; nucleus
Molecular function (GO): fatty acid binding
Source: RefSeq, a predicted model, not a curated record